Messenger RNA from Cadophora gregata, 1733 nucleotides. RefSeq lists its product as uncharacterized. The record is from RefSeq and is a predicted model, not a curated record. The transcript is spliced from 3 exons. NCBI's taxonomy places the organism in Eukaryota, Fungi, Ascomycota, Leotiomycetes, Helotiales, Ploettnerulaceae. The coding region runs from base 118 to 1620 and encodes 500 amino acids.
GGGGCACUGUCGUUCGCAGUUUAACGCUGACAGCGUCAUACUGAUUACUUGCGACCUCACAUAUGUGACAGCUAAUCUGGCUAUUCCAUUCUACGAUCUCUUUCGUAGCUUGUCAGUAUGUUCGACAAUCUGCCUUUCUUCAGAAAAGAGCAGCGACAACUUCCGCCUAUUGUUCCCAGUGAUGAAGUUGUCCCUGUCCAUCUGUUCGACGAUUCUGCUGCAACGAGAGGAAUAAUUCUGGUCGCCACCUUCAAGUUCGCGGAAGUCUUGGAUCCUGCUAAGCUGAAUGAUGCCUUGUCAGAGCUUUUCCAGAUGCCAGGAUGGCGAAAAUUAAGUGGAAGAUUCAGGUAUCGAGAUGAUGGUGGGCUGGAAAUACACGUUCCAAAUCCACCCACGAAGGAGCGUCCGGCUGUUCAAUUCAGCAGAGAAGACCACGAGUUUCCCAUGUCGGAACAUCCUCUGGCUUCAAGACUACCUCAACCGACUGGCAAGAUUGAAACUUAUCCAGGCCCCAAGGAGUUCUGCUCUCUGGGACAAGGGCCCUACUCGCCUCGGAAUCUAGAUGACUAUGUCUACUCUGGUACACCCCAGUUUUGCUUGCAUGUACAGAAAUUCACAGAUGGUACUCUUGUGUCUCUUACACUCACUCAUAUAUCAACCGAUCUCGUCGGUCUGGCCUGCAUUAUCGAAGCAUGGAGUCUUGUCCUGGCUGGAAAGUCAGAAGCUGUGGUUCCAAUGGCGGGAUACCGCGAAGACCCAUUCGACGGGAUGGUGAACCCAGCACCAAAAGAACGUCACGUUUUGCAAGACAGGAUCAUCGAUGGCUGGCGCUUCAAUUACUGGGGACUGAGAAGCCUAUUUGAAGCAUGGCGCUGCCCUGACAUAGAAUCACGAACUCUCUGUAUCCCCAAGAACGUCAUGGCAGCGUUGAUGAAAGAAGCCCGAGGCCACAUAGAAGAUGAUAUUGCUGCUGCUCCUUCAGGACACAAGCCUUUCAUUAGCGAAGGAGAUGUUUUGACAGCUGUGGCUUGCAGGAUUCUGGCUCAAUAUCAAGGACCUGGAUCAAGUCGUGAGAUGGCAACCAUCAUGGCCCUCGACCCUCGCGGCCGCGUCAAGUCUGUAUUUCGUCAAGAUACAGCAUAUGUCCAAAACUCGCCCACAAACAUAUACUUCUUCUGUCAUGCUGAUAAAGCUGUCGAAAUGCCCGUAGGCCAAUUAGCACUAGCGGUGCGUAAUGCGAUUGCAGCUCAGACCACGGAGGAACAGCUAAAGGCAGCGGCAUAUCUGUCCGCGAAAUCCAUCAAAGCAAGUCAGAUGCCUGUCAUAUUCGGCGACAAAGAUAUGGCCACGCAAUUUAUGUCCAAUUGGACGAAGGGUCACCUUUUGGACAAGAUGGACUUCGCUCCGGCGGUGGUAAAAGACGCAGCUCCUGAGCUAUCGAGCAAACCUGGACACCCAAUCUAUUACCAAGCUUCUGAUCCGUCUCACAGCACGGUUUCGGUUAUUUCAAGUGUUUUUGUUGUUGUGGGGAAAGAUUAUGAAGAGAAUACUUGGUUCUCCAUUUCCGUUCCAGGAAAGAUGUGGUCCGAUUUAUUGGAGUUCUUGAAUAGAUUCGCUUGAGAACAUGAAUGAGAAAGAGCUUGAUAUGAGGAUGUUGUUGCCGGCAAUGACUGAGACGAGAGAAAUAAAAUGCGAUUUUACUGCCUUAACCUGCGUUUCUAUUCAGAAUAUAA